UCGUUCAAGAAUCACAUUUUCCCCUUUUGGCCGGUCCUACUCGAGUACUGCUCAGCUGCUUUCAAAGCUGCAUAUACAUAUAGGGAUGGGUGGUGGCGGUGAACGGGAUGUUGGAUGUGAUAUAUGCGAUGGGAUGAAGUGGCGGAGGGGAGUACGACAGUUAAUUUCCGAUCCGUACCUUAUGUAACAACCUAUAUUUAUGUUCCGGAAGGGGGGGAGGGGAGAUUCUUGUUUGUCUCCUUCAUGUGGCCUUCUUCCCUUAUCCCUUCGCACUUCUUUUGUUUUCCUCUUUUCCCCUUCCACAAACCCCUCCGAUUCCCACAAGAUACCCAUUGUCAACAAAGACCUGGAAUGCUUCAAUUGAGCUCACCGUCCCUUCUGUGUGUUACCCCACAGGUCGAGGAUCACACAACUCACUAUACCAACUCAAAUUUUCGGACUCGACGGUAUGCGCCGCUUCGAUAUCCAAUGCCCCGUCCAACUACUUCUAUCCCCAAGUCAAGCUAUCGGAAAUAGCAACCAUGCGGUACCUCCUCCAAUCCCCGCGGUACAAAAUACCCAUCCCAGAGGUGUACGAUUGGGACCUCACCUUUGACAACCCUGUAGGGGCUCCAUAUGUGCUGCGGGAAGUGGUGAUUGGGAAGAACAUGGCGGAGGAUGGGCGCUUCUACAGGUUGAGGUCUCAGGACAAGAUGAAGGUGAUCAGGGAGCUAGCACUGGUACAAGCGGAGUUGUCCAAGCCCUCCGAAUUCACAGACAUCGGGAGCAUAUACCAUCGGGGGGAGGAUAGGUCGGAAUUCUAUGUCGGGGAGCUAAUCUCGGCGGCCUGCGGCGAGGAUUUUCCCGAGGACGAGGAGGCGGUUCCCUCUAAGGGUCCCUACUCGAGCCUUCCGGAGCUAUGGCAGGCAAGGUUAGAGCGGGAGGCGCUCCUGGCUAUCCGCAAUUGGUCCUCACUCAGUUCGGACUCGUCUAUAAACUCAUUACCUCCGUCAUCGAAAGCAAACCCCCAGCAAUUCGGAGAGGUAUUGCAGCUACUUUCUGGCCUCACAAAUCUAUUCACCCCUCCACAGGAGCUAGCAACGCUAUGCAUUCACCACUCCGACCUUGCAAUCCGGAAUGUGCUGUUUGACGAGAAGACACUAAAAAUCACAGGCGUAAUAGACUGGGAGUUCGCAGCCGUGGUGCCACUAGUCAUUACAGGCCGCUUCCCGAAUGACCUAGGCUGGGAAGGCAACGAAUUCGCUCGCUCACUCGGCAAGCUGGGGACCGCAGCAGAGCAAUGGAACCACCACUACUAUGAUUGGACUAGCCUAGAAGGCGUAACCCCACCACCGGCGCCCAGUUGCGCCGUCUCCGAAAGCCCCCUCUCCACGGCACCCAGUUCACCGGAAGACUACCUCUCAGCACCGAACACCAGUCCACCAACCCCCCCUUCCCCGGACGAAGGAAGCCUCUCAUGUUCGGAGCGUCCCGGGGGAUCACAGAUCCCCACGACCCCAACCCCCCAACAACCGUCGGAUAUCCCCUCCCCACCAUCCCCGCCCUUGCCCCCACCACCAACCUCUCAAACCUCGCAGAAGGACCUGGACAUCCGCGCCGCGCGCCUCGUGCAACUCUUCUAUCUGCGCAAGUACUACGCCUCGUGCGUCGCCUCGCGCGACUUUGCCCUCACGCGCCUGUUCAUCGACUCGGUAGCAUACGUCAAGUUCAACGAGAUUGUCAUGGGCGGGCAUGAUAAGUGGUUCUCGGCGAUCGAGUGGAUACGCGAGGUCUUCUGGAGGCUCAAGACACUGGGCGAGGACGAGGCGGAAUUGGGCGAGAGGCUGAGGGGUGGGAGGGCCGUCGUUAUGGUUCCAGAGGUCUUUGCCGGGCGCGCAGAUAGGGGGGUGGUGGAUUUGGGGGGGUGGGAGGAGAGGCUGAGGAGGAAGCGGGGGUAG
Tuber aestivum (summer truffle) is the source of this 1937-nucleotide messenger RNA. NCBI's taxonomy places the organism in Eukaryota, Fungi, Ascomycota, Pezizomycetes, Pezizales, Tuberaceae. The record is from the annotation of a GenBank genome assembly.